AUGGCAUCCUCAAUGGCUUGGAGACGCCUAGCCGCGGCGCCGGCGCUCUCGCGUGCCUCCAGAAACCCGAUCCGGGCAUUUUCCACAACAAGGCCGGCUGCCCGCGUCAUCGCGAACGGGCCGCUUCGUGCGAAGGAGGCAUCGCCGUUUGUCAGCAGCAAAUACCCGGUUAUCGACCACGAAUACGAUGCGAUUGUCGUCGGUGCCGGCGGCGCCGGUCUGCGUGCUGCCUUCGGUCUCGCGGAGGCCGGCUUCAAUACCGCGUGCAUUUCCAAGCUCUUCCCCACCAGAAGUCACACGGUCGCUGCCCAGGGCGGCAUCAACGCUGCGCUGGGCAACAUGCACGAGGACGACUGGAGAUGGCACAUGUACGACACGGUCAAGGGUUCCGACUGGCUCGGCGACCAGGACGCCAUCCACUACAUGACCCGUGAGGCGCCCGCCUCCAUUAUCGAGCUUGAGAACUACGGCUGCCCGUUCUCCCGGACCGAGGAUGGCAAGAUCUACCAGCGCGCCUUCGGCGGUCAGUCCCAAAAGUACGGCAAGGGCGGUCAGGCCUACCGGUGCUGCGCCGUCGCCGAUCGUACCGGACACGCCCUUCUCCACACGCUCUACGGACAGUCUCUCAGGCACAAGACCAACUACUUCAUUGAGUACUUCGCGAUCGAUCUGAUCAUGCAGGAUGGCGAGUGCCGUGGUGUCUUGGCCUACAACCAGGAGGACGGCACACUCCACCGUUUCCUCGCGAACAACACCGUUCUGGCCACCGGUGGCUACGGCCGUGCCUACUUCAGCUGCACUUCUGCCCACACCUGCACCGGUGACGGUAUGGCCAUGGUGGCCCGCGCCGGCCUGCCCAACCAGGAUCUCGAAUUCGUCCAGUUCCACCCCACUGGUAUCUACGGAGCUGGCUGCCUGAUCACCGAAGGUGCCCGUGGCGAGGGUGGCUACCUCCUCAACUCCGAGGGUGAGCGCUUCAUGGAGAGAUAUGCCCCGACUGCCAAGGAUCUGGCUAGUCGCGAUGUCGUCUCGCGCUCCAUGACCAUGGAGAUCAGGGAGGGUCGUGGUGUCGGCCCCGAGAAGGACCACAUCUAUCUCCAGCUCAGCCAUCUCCCCGCCGAGAUCCUCGCUGAGCGUCUCCCCGGUAUUUCUGAGACGGCUGGUAUCUUCGCUGGUGUCGACGUCCGCAAGCAGCCCAUUCCCGUCCUUCCCACCGUUCAUUACAACAUGGGUGGCAUCCCAACUCGGUACACCGGCGAGGUCAUUACGGUUGAUGAGCAAGGCAACGACAAGAUCGUUCCUGGUCUUUUUGCUUGCGGUGAGGCUGCCUGCGUCUCGGUUCACGGUGCCAACCGGCUGGGUGCCAAUUCCCUGCUCGACUUGGUCGUCUUUGGUCGCGCCGUCUCGCACACAAUCCGCGACAAUUUCACGCCCGGCGCUAAGCUGAAGCCCAUCGAGGCCGAUGCCGGCGCCGACUCGAUCGAGGUUCUCGACAAGAUCCGCACCUCGGAGGGCCCUAAGAGUACGGCCGAGGUUCGUCUUGCCAUGCAGAAGACGAUGCAACGGGAAGUCAGCGUGUUCCGUACCCAGGAGAGCUUGGACGAGGGUGUCAAGAAGAUCACCGAGGUGGACCAGAUGUUCUCGCAGAUCGGCAUCAAGGACCGCAGCAUGAUCUGGAACACUGACCUGACGGAGGCCCUCGAGCUUCGCAACCUGCUCACAUGCGCUACCCAGACUGCUGUGUCUGCUGCCAACCGGAAGGAGUCGCGUGGCGCCCACGCGCGCGAGGACUACCCCGAGCGCGACGACGAGAACUGGAUGAAGCACACGCUCAGCUGGCAGAAGCAACCUCACGGCAAGGUCGACCUCAAGUACCGCCGCGUCAUCGGCACCACCCUCGACGAGAACGAGUGCAAGCCCGUUCCCCCGUUCAAGCGUGUCUACUAG
This is a messenger RNA of Chaetomium strumarium, 1947 nucleotides long. RefSeq names its product FAD binding domain-containing protein. Lineage: Eukaryota; Fungi; Ascomycota; Sordariomycetes; Sordariales; Chaetomiaceae. The record is from RefSeq and is a predicted model, not a curated record. Gene Ontology annotation, biological process: mitochondrial electron transport, succinate to ubiquinone; tricarboxylic acid cycle. The transcript has 6 exons. Gene Ontology annotation, molecular function: flavin adenine dinucleotide binding; succinate dehydrogenase (quinone) activity; electron transfer activity. The coding region runs from base 1 to 1947 and encodes 648 amino acids.